Messenger RNA from Pieris brassicae (large cabbage white), 1297 nucleotides. Its product is annotated as trypsin, alkaline B-like. Bases 163 to 831 code for a protein of 222 amino acids. Gene Ontology annotation, molecular function: serine-type endopeptidase activity. The transcript has 4 exons. Gene Ontology annotation, biological process: proteolysis. The record is from RefSeq and is a predicted model, not a curated record. Lineage: Eukaryota; Metazoa; Arthropoda; Insecta; Lepidoptera; Pieridae.
UUAGACUAUCUGCGAUCCAUAUAUCUAAUCUUGUAAUUAUAGUUGUACCCAAACUGCGUAUAUCGUGUUUAGUUUAACCGGUCUACCCUGGCUAAAUCCAGCCGUAUUGUCGGUGGAAAAGACACAAGUAUUGAGCAAUAUCCCGACAUAGUUCAAGUUGAGAUGCACCUUGGUUGGGGUGUUUGGAAUCAAGAGUGCGGGGCAACUAUUCUAAAAACUUAUUGGGUCUUAUCAGCAGCUCACUGCUUCAAUGAUUGGCUCUACACACCCGAGGACAGACGUAUCAGAGCUGGAACCACUUACCGUAACACUGGCGGUUUCAUCCACUAUGUGGAAUAUGAAAUUAACCACCGUGGUUUCAACGUGGCAUCCCCAUUCGACGCUGACAUCGCUGUUGUAAAACUUAAAACUCCUCUCAAACUCUCUCCUUCAAUCCAAAGAGGAACUAUCAUUAAGCACGGCUUCGUUACUCCUGAUAAUUUACCAGUAGUGCAUGCUGGAUGGGGAGAUACAAGUUUCAAUGGAUUACCGUCAUCAGUCCUUCAGCAUGUUCAAGUAUAUACAGUCAACUAUGAUCUUUGUAACCAACGUUACCGGCAGUUAGGCGGAUCAAGAGUUACUCGUAACAUGAUUUGUGCUGGUCUUCUGGAUGUUGGAGGUCGUGAUGCCUGUCAGGGAGACUCUGGCGGUCCAUUAUACGCGAGGGGUGAUAGUGGGAAUGUCAUCAUUGGCGUGGUAUCCUGGGGACAUAGAUGCGCCAACGCAACCUAUCCCGGUAUUAGUACUAACGUUGCAUCUUAUACAAACUGGGUAUUGGAAACUGCUCUUUGAAAUACUAAAUCAAGUUAGUUAAUGUUAUUGUUUUUUUUUUGUGUAUUUUAUCUUAACAACCUUAAAUCACAAACAACCUACCAACAACAAAAAAUGAAAUGUUCUGAAUAUGCAUAUUAUGCAUAAGACACAGGAAUAAACUCCAAUUCCAACUCAAAACAGACUCUAGUAACGAAAUACUCCAAAUAACAUACAGACGUUAUCGUAACUACUGCAACAAUUUAAUUAAAAAUCUGAAGCGCAAGUAUUAUCGUGACCUAUUAUCUAAAACAAGCAAUAAUACUAAAACCCUCUGGAAUGCAAUUAAAGAAAUAAGUAAUCUACACAAAACAAAAAACAAUAAUUUAGAACUUAUGCAAAUAAAGCCUACCUUUGAAGCAUCACUUGCUCAUAUUAUAAAUAACUAUUUUGCAAAUAUAGGUCAACUAUUAGCAAAAGAACUACCAUCGACCCCAAGAAACUUCGA